Molecule: messenger RNA, 1634 nt
Organism: Anneissia japonica
Lineage: Eukaryota; Metazoa; Echinodermata; Crinoidea; Comatulida; Comatulidae
Product: meiosis-specific coiled-coil domain-containing protein MEIOC-like
Exons: 7
Coding region: 117-1634 (505 amino acids)
Biological process (GO): mRNA stabilization; meiotic cell cycle; female meiosis I
Cellular component (GO): nucleus; cytoplasm
Source: RefSeq, a predicted model, not a curated record
GCGAGUUUCCGCUUGAAAAAGUUGCGCUGCCAUCAACCAUCCCAAACAAAACUUUUUUUUGGAGCUGAAGUUGCAGAAGACUUCGUGUGCAUUGAUCAACUAUUUGCAAUAAAAUAAUGGUUAAUCACCUGCAACAGAAACAGGAGGCUGGACAAGGACUUGGAGGCCGAUGCAACUUCUUCACCCCAUGGUCAUGUGGCAACCAAGACGAAUUAAGCCUAGGCGGAGGUGGUGACUUGAUGAAUAGUCCUACGAAAGCCAGUUCUUUUGAUCAAUUUGGUGUUUUGGAUGAUCUUGUAACACAAAUUAUUGAUGAAGGAACAGCUGCCCAUCCAAGUGAAGAGGCAUCAACCACAAAAGAAUUCCGAAAUCCCAGCAGUGAUGCUGCAUUCUCCAAACAGUUUCAGCCAUCUGAGAACCCUAAUUGGUCAAGUGGUGGACAUAGCUUACUAAAAUCUGACACAUUGGCUAUCUCUGUCCCUCCUGGACUUGAAAAGGCAAACACCUUUUCCCAUUUUCAAGACCAGUAUGAUCAACAAACCAGAUAUGCUCAAGGUCCAGGUUCAGCUCAAGGUGUCAUCCAAAAUCAGUAUUUGAAAUCCACUGAUUCUGUGUCUCAGCAAGAUGCUAUAAACAAGUUGAAAGAGCUGAAUAUUAUCAGUGAUAUCAAUAUUGAAAACAGCAUUUUGUACUCAGUUUAUGGUGAACCUAUUGAAGAGUCACCAGUAUCCACCAGUCUAACCUCAGUUGAAUCACUAAAUAAGUCUGACUUGGCAAAUGAACAAUUUGCUGUAAACCCAUCCAAUCAAGGAAUUGGCUUUUCACAGCCCAGAGUUGAUCAGAGGGGUUUUAGUGUGAACUCUCCCUUUGAGUUCUCUUCGUCAGCCUCCAAUUCCCCUAAUCCUUAUGAUUCAUCAUCAUUCCCAGUCCCAGGUACCAGCCCUGCCUUUCUACCACAGACCUUCCAAACUAUAAGUAGCUCUGAUAAUGAUCACAUGUACGGUAGUAAUAACUCCAGGUUUGACCAGCUUUAUCAUGCACAAGUCACAUCAAAUGAAAGACUGCCUGACAGACAAGACAGGGACAGAAUGCCUACUCCAUACUUUAAACGUUAUCAAGAUAACUUUCAAAGCAUUCAGCAGAGGUUUAAAUGUGAUCAGCAAUCAUUAGAGGAACACUCUAGUGUUCCUUUGUCAAGCUACCAAGCCAUCUUUGAGAAACAAGGAAGAACUGCUCAGCACCAAUACCAUGAACAGUUGCUACAUCAUCCAAAGUUUCAUCCAAAUUCUUUUAUGCCAAAACACAGAAAUGGACAUUCUACUCACUUUCAAGACUUAGAUGGGAUUCAAGGACAGUAUAAUAUUCACCCAAUGUUGAGAAAACCCAGUGCAUCAACUGAACUUCAUGUCCAGUUGGAAGGAGCCUAUGAACAAUUUAGAUUGAUGGAAAAGGAAAGGAAAAAAACUGAAGCUGACCUUGUUGUUAUGAAUCCUGGGAGACGCAUGAGUAGUUCUAAUACUAUUCCUAUUCCAAAGUUACUUGCCAACCCUUCUAAAGUUGAUAGACUUAUUGUAGAUAUGAUACGAGAACACAACAAGAUUUCAAGUGAUAGUAUCAUUGUUGUAAAGAAUUAA